CUUGCAAAAUUUGUUGCCUUGUAGACAUAUGGCAUCUCUUGCCUUGUAUACAAGGAAAAGGCUUUUGGCCAUGAGGCAUGGGAAUGGAUCUACUGUCUGCAUCCUCUAUGGACAUCAUAAUUCAAUGAGUAGAUUUGUGAAACGCCUGGCCUGGCUUGACAAACUGCAUAAAAAAUUUACAUCAGGCCCUAUGGGCCAGCUAAAAGAUUUGCAUCGGGUUGAUCUAUUUGAAAUAGGCUAUGUUUCUAUGCUAGGCUUGGCCCUAUGUCAAGCUAAGAAACUGCAUCAUGAAAUGGGACCAGUAAUUUCAUUCAACUUGAAACGACCAGAUGGUUCUUGGUAUGGAUACCGUGAAGUGGAAAAGCUGGCAUCACUUUCAGGAAUCCAGUUAAGGACAGGAUGCUUCUGCAAUCCAGGUGCGUGUGCAAAAUACCUUGGCUUGUCUCAUUUUGAUCUUAUUUCAAAUACUGAGGCUGGCCACAUUUGUUGGGAUGAUCAUGAUAUAAUCAAUGGUAAACCUGUUGGAGCUGUAAGAGUAUCCUUUGGCUACAUGUCAACAUAUGAGGAUGCCAAGUCUGUUACCAACGUCUGGACAGGUUGA
Sphenostylis stenocarpa is the source of this 601-nucleotide messenger RNA. The record is from the annotation of a GenBank genome assembly. NCBI's taxonomy places the organism in Eukaryota, Viridiplantae, Streptophyta, Magnoliopsida, Fabales, Fabaceae.